UCGGGCAACAUGGUGGAUGUGGAAGAGGCAGCAGCCUCUGGGAGCCACUUGAAUGGCGACCUGGAUCCAGACGACAGGGAAGAAGGAGCUGCCUCUACGGCUGAGAAAGCAGCCAAGAAAAAAAGACGAAAGAAGAAGAAGAGCAAAGGGGCUUCUGCAGCAGGGGAACAGGAACCUGAUAAAGAAUCAGGAGCCUCAGUGGAUGAAGUAGCAAGACAGUUGGAAAGACAAGCAUUGGAAGAUAAAGAAAGAGAUGAAGAUGAUGACGAUGGAGAUGGCGAUGGAGAUGGAGCAACUGGAAAGAAGAAGUAAAAGAAGAAGAAGAAGAGAGGACCAAAAGUUCAAACAGACCCUCCCUCAGUUCCAAUAUGUGACCUGUAUCCUAAUGGUGUAUUUCCCAAAGGACAAGAAUGCGAAUACCCACCCACACAAGAUGGGCGAACAGCUGCUUGGAGAACUACAAGUGAAGAAAAGAAAGCAUUAGAUCAGGCAAGUGAAGAGAUUUGGAAUGAUUUUCGAGAAGCUGCAGAAGCACAUCGACAAGUUAGAAAAUAUGUAAUGAGCUGGAUCAAGCCUGGGAUGACAAUGAUGGAAAUCUGUGAAAAGUUGGAAGACUGUUCACGCAAGUUAAUAAAAGAGAAUAGAUUAAAUGCAGGCUUGGCAUUUCCUACUGGAUGUUCUCUCAAUAAUUGUGCUGCCCAUUAUACUCCCAAUGCCGGUGACACAACAGUAUUACAGUAUGAUGACAUCUGUAAAAUAGACUUUGGAACACAUAUAAGUGGUAGGAUUAUUGACUGUGCUUUUACUGUCACUUUUAAUCCCAAAUUUGAUACAUUAUUAAAAGCUGUAAAAGAUGCUACUAACACUGGAAUAAAGUGUGCUGGAAUUGAUGUUCGUCUGUGUGAUGUUGGUGAGGCCAUCCAAGAAGUUAUGGAGUCCUAUGAAGUUGAAAUAGAUGGGAAGACAUAUCAAGUGAAACCAAUCCAUAAUCUAAAUGGACAUUCAAUUGGGCAAUAUAGAAUACAUGCUGGAAAAACAGUGCCGAUUGUGAAAGGAGGGGAGGCAGCAAGAAUGGAGGAAGGAGAAGUAUAUGCAAUUGAAACCUUUGGUAGUACAGGAAAAGGUGUUGUUCAUGAUGAUAUGGAAUGUUCACAUUACAUGAAAAAUUUUGAUGUUGAACAUGUGCCAAUAAGGCUUCCAAGAACAAAACACUUACUAAAUGUCAUCAGUGAAAACUUUGGCACCCUUGCCUUCUGCCGCAGAUGGCUGGAUCGCUUGGGAGAAAGUCAAUACUUGAUGGCUCUGAAGAAUCUGUGUGACUUGGGCCUUGUAGAUCCAUAUCCACUAUUAUGUGACAUUAAAGGAUCAUAUACAGCGCAAUUUGAACAUACCAUCCUGUUGCGUCCAACAUGUAAAGAAGUUGUCAGCAGAGGAGAUGACUAUUAAACUUAGUCCAAAGCCACCUCAACACCUUUAUUUUCUAAGCUUUGUUGGAAAACAUUAUACCAGAAUUAAUUUGCAACAUGUUGUCUGUUUUAACAGUGGACCCAUGUAAUACUUUUAUCCAUGUUUAAAAAAGAAGGAAUUUGAUCAAAGACAAACCAUCUAAUGUAAUUAACCAACGAAAAAGCUUUCAGGACUUUUAAAUGCUAACUGUUUUUCCCCUUCCUGUCUAGGAAAAUGCUAUAAAGCUCAAAUUAGUUAGGAAUGACUUAUACGUUUUGUUUUGAAUACCUAAGAGAUACUUUUUGGAUAUUUAUAUUGCCAUAUUCUUACUUGAAUGCUUUGAAUGACUACAUCCAGUUCUGCACCUAUACCCUCUGGUGUUGCUUUUUAACCUUCCUGGAAUCCAUUUUCUAAAAAAUAAAGACAUUUUCAGAUCUGAAAAAAAAAAAAAA
Messenger RNA from Chlorocebus sabaeus (green monkey), 1898 nucleotides. The record is from RefSeq and is a predicted model, not a curated record. NCBI's taxonomy places the organism in Eukaryota, Metazoa, Chordata, Mammalia, Primates, Cercopithecidae.